This is a messenger RNA of Fusarium sp. VM40, 429 nucleotides long. The record is from the annotation of a GenBank genome assembly. NCBI's taxonomy places the organism in Eukaryota, Fungi, Ascomycota, Sordariomycetes, Hypocreales, Nectriaceae.
AUGUCCUCCUUCGCCGUGGUGAAAGACAUCGACCACCUCGUGCUUACCUGCACCGACGUAUCCGCCACAGUAGAAUGGUACACUAAAUACCUCGGCAUGAAAGCCGAGACCUUCACAUCCGCCACUGACCCCUCGGCCACACCUCGUACUGCUUUGAAAUUUGGCACGCACAAGAUCAACCUCCAUCAGCGCGGUGCUGAGUUUGAGCCAAAGGCGCAGACAGCCCUGCCUGGCACGGCCGAUUUGUGCUUUGUUGUUGAGGACGGGACGGAUCUGCAGGGCUUGAUUGGGAAAUUCGAGAAAGAAGGGAUAGAGGUGCUUGAGGGUGGCAAAGUGGUGAGUAGGACGGGGGCAUUGGGGAAGAUCCAGAGUAUUUACGUCCGUGAUCCAGAUGGAAACUUGAUUGAACUCUCUUACUACUCAACCUAG